AUGGCUAUGGCAUACAUUAGAUCAGGGGAUGAUUAUUUGUCAAAAAUGCAGAUUAGAAAGGCAAUUAAAUGCUAUGAAAAAUCAUUAAAAUUUCCAAUACAAAUAGGGAAAAAAGGGAACAAAACAAUUGCAUAUCUUGGGUUAGGAGAUGCUUAUAGAUUAAACAAUCAGUUUCAAAAGGCAAUUGAGUACUAUGAAAAAUCAUUGAAAAUUGUACAGAAAAGAGGAGAUAGAGAGAAUGAAACAAUUGCAUAUCUUGGGUUAGGACAUGCUUAUAGAUUGAACAAUCAGAUUCAAACGAAGCGAGAAGAUAAAGAGAAUGAAACAGGUGCAUAUCUUGAGUUAGGACAUGCUAAUAUAUUUAACAAUCAGAUUCAAACGGCAAUUGAGUACUACGAAAAAUCAUUGAAAAUUGCACAGGAACGAGAAGAUAAAGAGAAUGAAACACGUGCAUAUAUUGAGUUAGGACAAGCUUAUAGAUUGAACAAUCAGAUUCAAACGGCAAUUGAGUACUACGAAAAAUCAUUGAAAAUUGCACAGGAACGAGGAGACAGAAAGGAUGAAACAGUUGCAUAUCUUGGGUUAGGAGAUGCUUAUAGAAUGAAGAAUCAGAUUCAAACGGCAAUUGAGUACUACGUAAAAGCAUUGAAAAUUGCACAGGAACGAGAAGAUAGAGAGAAUGAAACACGUGCAUAUCUUGGGUUAGGACAUGCUUAUAGAUUGAACAAUCAGAUUCAAACGGCAAUUGAGUACUACGAAGAAUCAUUGAAAAUUGCACAGGAACGAGAAGAUAGAGAGAAUGAAACACGUGCAUAUCUUGGGUUAGGACAUGCUGCAAUUGAGUACUUUGGAAAAUCAUUGAAAAUUGCACGGGAACGAGAAGAUAGAGAGAGCGAAACAGAACGAGAAGAUAGAGAGAGCGAAACAGUUGCAUAUCUUGGGUUAGGACAUGCUUAUGGAUUGAACAAUCAGAUUCAAACGGCAAUUGAGUACCACGAAAAAUCAUUGAAAAUUUCACAGGAACGAGAAGAUAGAGAGAAUGAAGCAGGAGCAUAUCUUGGGUUUGGAGAUGGGUAUAGUUUGAACAAUCAGUGUAAAACGGCAAUUGAACACUAUGUGAAAUUAUUAGGAAUUUCACGGGGACGAAAAGAUAGAGACAGUGAGAUAUAUGCAUAUCUUCGGCUGGGGGAUGUUUAUAGAUUGAGCAAUCAGUUUUCAACGGCAAUUGAGUACUAUAAAAAAUCACUGGAAAUUUCAAAGCAGCGUGAAAAUAGAGAUUAUGCUAUACGUGCCUAUUUUCGUUUAGGGGAUAUUUAUGUUGUAAACAAUCAGAUUGAACGUGCGAUUGAAUGUUAUGAGAAAAUUGCAACUGAAAAAGGAUGCGCCUAUCGUGAUAAGUUGGCGGAAAACGUAGCUCAAGAAUUGUCAUUUGCAGAUUCGUUUACAGAGGAAUCGAAUUUGAAGAGAGCUGUAACAUCUCAGGAAACUGAGCUUUCGUCAGAUGACUCUGACGACCAGGGAUACGAGCAAGCUUUACGUCUGAAAAGAUUGGGAAAAUGUUAUGUUAAUCUUGGAAGAUUGGAAAAGGCCCUGGAGUAUUUUCGGAAGGCUCUAAAAGUUUUUUCUGGUCGUGGUGAGGAAGCUUUAGAGGGAAUUUUAAAUGAAUGGUGUGGAUAUUGCUGCCGUUUCGUGGAAGGCUCUGAAAAAGAGGCAAAAAUAUUUUACGAGCGGGUAAAAGAAAUCGCAAAAAGCGCCGGAGAAAAGAAUCAAGAAUAUCGUUCAAACGAAGCCAUUGGACAUAUUUUAUGUAAAACUGGGAAUUAUAAUCAUGCGAAGGAAUAUUACAACGAAGCGAUCAAGGUUGCUAUAGAACUUGACGAUAAACAUCGCGAAGGACUAUCUUGUCUAAACUUUGCGGGUGCAUGUUGUAAAGCUGGUGAGGAUGAGAAGGCAGUUCAAUUCUAUGAAAGGGCACGACAUAUUUUUUAUUCAGAACAUAAAGAUCACAUCCUGCAAGAAAAAGCCCUUGCUGGUUUAGCUGUUUCUUGGUUCAGUCUUGGAAACACUAGAAAAGCGAUGGAAUUAAUUGAAAAAGCUCGAGAACUUGCAAACCACGUAGAGGAGGAAGCAGACUCGCCCGCAAAAGAAGAGAUUUCAAAGGAAGCCGAACCAUCGCAAGCAACAAAUCCUAUUGCAGAAUGGGUGAACUUGGUAACGGAGGAAAUAUGCAACCCAAGCAGGACAGAAAGACUACGGAGUGACGACCUGGUUUGUCUGGAGAAAUACAUCAAAGAAUUUCCUGCUAAAUACGUGUAUACUCAUCGGGCGUCAAGAAAAGAACCUCUAACAGAGAAAAUUCGUAAAUCAAUGACAGAGAAUGUCAAGUCGGCAGCUUACAAUGAUUUGUUAAAUCAUGAUAAUCACACUAAUGACGGAAACUUUUUCUAUGAGAAUCAAGUAAUUGUAAACUUUGCGAGAGAUGAUGUCUACAAAAAUGUUUCAACUAAAAUGCCCGCAAGACUUCUCGCUUCUUUAGCAACUUAUAUAAAAUCCAUCGCUCGCAUUUCUUGUGAAAAUGCUGUGGGAACGUGUUGGCUUGUUUCGAACAGGCUUGUUAUUACCAACUUUCAUGUUUAUAUGCAAUUCAAUACACAAAGAGUGAUUUCUCAAUUGAGUAAGAAACAAAAAGAUGCUCAAAAUAAACAAACAGAAAACACUCAAGGCAUGGCAACAGAAGACACGCAAAAUAAGGAAACAGAAGAUACGGAAGACAUGGAAAUAGAUGAUUGUCAGAAUUGCAAAUUACCAAUAAACGUUUUGUUUGAUUUCCUCUAUCCUAACCAAGUAGAACAGAGUGUUAUGGUGGAAGUUGAUGAAGAACAAGAUCCUAUGCUUGAGAGUCCGCACUUAGAUUAUAAAUUCUUUCGUUUGAAAGAAAACCAAGUUCUCAGUGAUCGUCUUUUUCUUGGUCCCAUUGUCCGAAGUUACCCAUUACAAGAGGGCGAGUUAUCAUCAUUGGUCAUCCGGGCGGUAAGGAAAUGCAGGAAGAAGCAUGCGUCGUUGUUAGCAAUCAUUCUUGGCGUGAAAAACUUAAUGUAA
Messenger RNA from Dendronephthya gigantea, 3099 nucleotides. Its product is annotated as tetratricopeptide repeat protein 28-like. Lineage: Eukaryota; Metazoa; Cnidaria; Anthozoa; Malacalcyonacea; Nephtheidae. Gene Ontology annotation, molecular function: protein binding. The record is from RefSeq and is a predicted model, not a curated record. The transcript is spliced from 8 exons. Bases 1 to 3099 code for a protein of 1032 amino acids.